AUGAAAUUCGGUGAGACGUUGCGCAAGUCCCUAAUUCGACAAUACAGUUACUAUUAUAUCGCAUAUGAUGAUCUGAAAAAGGAGCUAGAAUACAAUUUAGAGGCAAAUAAUGAUGAAUGGUCCCAAGAUUUGGAAACUUCAUUUCUGGAAGCUUUGGAAAUUGAGUUGGAUAAAGUGUAUAGCUUUUGUAAAGUCAAGCAUGGUGAAGUCGUACGAAGAGUUAAAGAAGUUCAACAACAAGUUCAACAUACUGUUCGUCAGAUUGAUUCAAAUAAUCCUCCAACAGAAUUAGAUUUCGAAAUUCUAGAAGAAGAACUAAGUGACGUCAUCGCUGAUGUUUAUGAUCUUGCUAAGUUUUCACGUUUAAACUACACUGGUUUUCAGAAAAUUAUCAAGAAACAUGAUAAGAAAACAGGAUUUAUAUUAAAGCCUAUCUUCCAAGUCAGAUUGAACGCCAAGCCAUUCUUUAAAGAAGACUAUGAUGAUUUGGUUGUAAAAAUAUCACAACUUUAUGAUAUUGUUAGAUCAAGUGGGAGGCCAAUUCAUGGGGAUUCAUCUGCUGGGGGUAAACAACAAAAUUUUGUAAGACAGACAACGAAAUAUUGGGUACAUCCAGAUAAUAUUACUGAAUUGAAACUGAUUAUAUUAAAACAUUUGCCAGUUCUUGUCUUUAACACAAACAAGGAAUUUGAAAGAGAAGAUUCUGCAAUUACAUCUAUUUAUUUUGAUAAUGAAAAUUUAGAUUUAUACUAUGGUAGGUUACGUAAGGAUGAAGGAGCUGAAGCACAUAGGCUAAGAUGGUAUGGUGGUAUGGAUUCUGACACUAUUUUUGUGGAAAGGAAAACUCAUAGAGAAGAUUGGACAGGUGAAAAAUCAGUUAAAGCGAGAUUUGCAUUAAAGGAACGUCAUGUUAACGACUUUAUCAAAGGGAAAUAUACGGUUCCACAAGUGUUCGCCAAAAUGAGAAAAGAAGGUAAGAAAUCGCUGAAAGAUAUUGAAAAUUUGGAAGCACUGGCAUCGGAAAUUCAGUACGCUAUUUUGAGUAGAAAAUUAAGACCAGUGGUAAGGUCGUUUUACAACAGAACCGCAUUUCAACUACCUGGCGAUGCAAGAGUUCGUAUAUCUUUAGACACUGAGCUUACAAUGGUUAGAGAAGAUAGCUUUGACGGGGUUGACAGAACGCACGGUAAUUGGAGAAGGACUGACAUCGGCGUGGACUGGCCAUUCAAACAACUAGACGAUAAGGAUGUAUGUAGGUUUCCCUAUGCCGUUUUGGAAGUAAAAUUACAAACACAGCUUGGUCAGGAACCUCCAGAAUGGGUUCGUGAAUUAGUUGGUUCUCAUUUGGUGGAACCAGUCCCCAAAUUUUCCAAAUUUAUCCACGGUGUCGCCACCUUACUAAAUGAUAAAGUUGAUUCCAUCCCAUUUUGGUUACCGCAAAUGGAUGUGGACAUUAGAAAACCGCCGUUGCCAACAAACAUUAAUAUUACCCGUCCAGGAAGAGGCGAAGGUGGUAACGAAGAUGAUUAUGAUGAGGAUGAUGAAGAUGACAGCGCCCUUGUUGCAGCUAUGACAGAUGCUCCAGGUAAUAGCUUCGAUAUUGAAGAAAUUAUUGGAUAUGGUUCAAUAAAUCCAUCAACGAAUGAAGGUCCAGCCCAGAAUGCUCAAACAGGAAGCCACAUACAUACAGUAGCAAGUGCCAAUGCGCCAUACUAUCAAAGAAAAAUAAGAGAAGCUAAGAAUCCUAUUGGCAAGAAAUACUAUGAAACAAUAGCGUUUUUCGAUCACUAUUUUAACGGUGACCAAAUUUCAAAAUUGCCAGGUGGGACAGUCUUUGAUACACAAAUCGAAGCCCCACCUGGGAAAUCAAUUUGUGUUCCAGUUCGUGUUGAACCAAAAGUGUACUUUGCAACCGAGAGAACGUAUCUUUCAUGGGUUUCUAUUGCGAUCUUAUUAGGUGGUGUUUCUACUACAUUGUUGACAUAUGGGACGCCAACUACGAUGCUGGCAUCUAUAGGUUUCUUCGUUACUUCUUUGAUAACGCUUUUCCAUGCAGUUAAAGUGUAUGCGACUAGAAUCGUGAAUAUUCGUUUAAAAAGAGCUAUUGAUUAUGAGGACAAAGUUGGUCCACCCAUGAUUUGCAUCUUCUUAUUCCUUUCUAUCGCCUUUUCAUUUUUCUGUAACUUAGUUUAA
Messenger RNA from Naumovozyma dairenensis CBS 421, 2193 nucleotides. It is a transcript of the gene VTC4, whose product is annotated as Vtc4p. The transcript has a single exon. Bases 1 to 2193 code for a protein of 730 amino acids. Gene Ontology annotation, biological process: polyphosphate metabolic process; vacuole fusion, non-autophagic; microautophagy. The record is from RefSeq and is a predicted model, not a curated record. Lineage: Eukaryota; Fungi; Ascomycota; Saccharomycetes; Saccharomycetales; Saccharomycetaceae. Gene Ontology annotation, cellular component: vacuolar transporter chaperone complex; fungal-type vacuole membrane.